This is a messenger RNA of Pogona vitticeps (central bearded dragon), 3656 nucleotides long. It is a transcript of the gene SNCAIP, whose product is annotated as synuclein alpha interacting protein. Lineage: Eukaryota; Metazoa; Chordata; Lepidosauria; Squamata; Agamidae. The record is from RefSeq and is a predicted model, not a curated record. Gene Ontology annotation, molecular function: ubiquitin protein ligase binding.
AGAAUAAUGGAAGCCCCUGAAUAUCUUGAUUUGGAUGAAAUAGAUUUUAGUGAUGAUAUAUCUGCUGAAUACCUACUGGGCAUAGCAACUGUUCUGUUGUAGCUACAGGAUAAUGGGAAAAUUAGAUUCCUCUGUAAAUUAUGGACAGAAUUUUCUUUCUGGGAAAAUCCGGUUUACAAUGCUAAAUCAUGGGAGUGCAUGGAGGCAUUCCACAAGCUUGUGAAGAAAUUAUUAUUGCUGCUUAUCCAGCCAUGUGACAUUGCUUUAAAAGUGAAUCCAAGGAAUAACUUGCUGAUCAAUAUCAGGUGUGCCCCUUGCAGCAAAGUGUAUUCAGUAACUUCCCUCAAGACUAUCCCAGAAUUACGCAGGAAGUGUGAGUCUCAAAAUGAAGACAGAACAGUUUCCAGCACUAAAUGGAGUUCAGGAGUUUCAACACUCCUUGGAAAUGGGCAAAAACCAGCGGGCAUUGCAGACGUGUAUAGUAAGUUCCGUCCAGUGAAGAGAGUUUCACCCCUUAAGCACCAACCAGAAAGCUCUGAAAAUAAUGAAAGUGAUGACCAAAAGAACCAAAAGAUGGAAUACAAGAAAGGCACUGACUCUCCACCAGUAGCUCACAAUGGUGAUCGACCUCCAGGCAAUGGAGAGAGCCUUAAAACUAAGUGUGUUGAACCUGGAGUUCUGCUUGGUGAGCUGGAGCACUAUGACCUGGACAUGGAUGAAAUUUUGGAUGUGCCUUAUAUCAAAUCAAGCCAGCAGCUUGCUGCUUUUACCAAGGCAGCUCCAGAGAAACGGAUUUUGAGUGUGUACUCAACUCUGAAUGGUCUUAGUGGCAAGUUAUGCCCCGCAGGGAAUACGGAGAAGCCACCAACAGGAACGACACAGUUUUGUGUUUUGUCCCCUGUGAAAAGCUCUCAGCUGAGGAAAGCACAGCCUAUUGUCCCUGAUCAGCAUAAGUAUUUAGCGGAAGAACUGGAGUUUCCUCAGCCGUUAGUUAAAUGUGGUUCGGUCCAUGAACCUGAAGCUCAGACCAAGGGCUUUCUCAACAGGACGUUUGCUGACAAAAUGGAGAAGCCUCUGUCCCACUGUCAGUUAAGGACCUUUCCACUGCAGACAGCUGUGACAGAAAAUAAACAAGAGGAAACAAACUGCAAUAAGAACUCAGGGAGUCCAGAAGAAAGAAAUGAAGAUGUGAAAAAAAAUAAGAGCAUCUUAAAUAUUGUGAAAGAAGGACAGAUAUCACUACUGCCUCACCUUGCAGCAGACAAUCUGGACAAAAUUCAUGAUGAAAAUGGCAACAAUCUUUUGCAUGUUGCAGCAUCACAUGGACAUGCAGAAUGCCUACAGCAUCUCACAUCUCUGAUGGGUGAGGACUGCUUGAAUGAGCGGAACAGUGAACGGCUAACUCCUGCUGGCUUAGCGAUAAAGAAUGGACAACUGGAGUGUGUGAGGUGGAUGGUGAGCGAGACAGAAGCCAUUGCAGAACUCAGUUGCUCAAAGGAUCACCCAAGUCUUAUUCACUAUGCAGGUUGCUAUGGGCAGGAGAAAAUUCUUCUGUGGCUUCUUCAAUUUAUGCAAGAACAAGGGAUUUCUCUGGAUGAAGUAGAUCAGGAUGGAAAUAGUGCAGUCCAUGUAGCUGCCCAGCAUGGGUAUCUGGGAUGUAUACAGACUCUAGUGGAAUAUGGAGCAAACGUCACUAUGCAAAACAAUGCUGGAGAGAAACCAUCCCAAAGUGCUGAGCGGCAGGGACACACCAUGUGCUCACGUUACUUGGUAGUCGUAGAGACAUGUAUGUCGUUGGCAUCCCAAGUUGUGAAGCUAACAAAGCAACUGAAAGAGCAAACAGUAGAACGUGUGACAUUACAAAACCAACUCCAGCAGCUUCUGGAAACUCAGCAAUCAGAGAGCAAGUCACUGCCAACUUCCCCAAGUUCACCAUCAUCGCCUAUUUCUGGCAAACCUCAGUGGAAACCAUCUGAUACAGAUGACUCGACUCUACCAAAAAGUAAAUUGAACACCCACGACGGGAUUCAGAUUCUUGGUGGUAUAGGAACUCCACACCACAAUCGAACCAAGAUGAAUGAUGACGAUCCUGAUAAAAUCCUGCGUCAGCUGCUGGGGAAAGAAAUCUCUGAGAAUGUCUGCAUGCAGGAAAAGCUGUCACUAGAAUUUCAGGAUGUUCAUGCCUCCAAGAAUAUAAAGAAGAUUCCUAUGGAAAAAAAGGAGUUAAAGUUGGCAAGACUGAAGCAUCUCAUGCAGCGGUCCCUCAGUGAGUCAGAUACUGAUUCAAAUAAUUCUGAAGACCAGAAGAAUACCCCUGUGAAAAGAACAGAGAAGCCAAGGCCACAGCCCAUAGUGGAAAACACAGAAAGCACCGAGAAUUUGCACCUCAUGAUUAAGAGACACAGUUUGGCGUCAGGGCGCCGGUUCCCGUUUGGCAUGAAAGCCUCAAAAUCUGUGGAUGACCACAGCCCUUCUCCCACUUCUGAAAGUAGUGACCCUGAUAAUGAAUCCCAGUAUCAGAGUGGGACUGUAUCUCAGAGCCAGGCAUUGGGAGAUACCGCUCAGUCCAGCCCUGAACCCGGCGUUACUCACAAAGUGGCCACAAGUCCCAAGAGUGCACUCAAAUCUCCAUCUUCCAAGCGUAGGACUGCUCAAAAUUCAAAACUCAGAGUGACUUUUGAGGAGCCUGUGGUACAAGUGGAGCAAACAGAGGUUGGUUUAAAUGGGGAAAAGAGCAAAGAACGGAGUAAGGUUCCUCAGCGGCCUCCACCCAGCGUGGAAACUGGAGACCAGCAGAAACGGCCAUUUGGAACAUUUCGGUCCAUCAUGGAGACAUUGAGUGGCAACCAGAACAAUAAUAACAAUUCUCAGACUUCAAACCUAAUCAAGACUACAUCACCCUUUACCUCAUUAGGAAGGAAAGCUGCAGACAGUAAAGGAAAUUCAGCAACCUCUGCGAAAGGAAAAAGUAAACCAGCUCCUUACUCCGGCUACAUCAGUUUUUCCACUAGCAUGCUGAUCGAAGACCGUCUGUGUAACUAUGCAUGGUGCCAGCAGAACCUCACCAGAUGCAUGUCUUCUACUAAAAGUGCAACCUAUAUGGCUUUGGGGUGGAGUUUGAUUAAAGGCAUAAUACCAACAACAGGAAACUCCAGCAGCAUUACAGCAAAAAUUAUUUUGAAGAACCAGAGCUGCAAGAAUUCUUCCUUUGACUCACAUUUCAUGGCAUCUCGCAGUCUUCCCACUUGAAAAAUUUAACCUUCACCAGCAGAAUAACAGACUCUUAGGAUGCCUUAAAUUUGUAGCAGCUAGACCAUAUACAAAAAUUAAUAAUAUGUGUCUGUGUCACUUAUUUGUAAAGGCAUGGGUAAACAAAAGCCAUGAGUUGGAAUCACAGUGAUGCAAGGAACCUCUGGAAUGUUCAUCGGACCACCAUUUUGUACAUUACCUGUUGCAUGGAUAUAAUGUAACAUGUCUUGUAUCUCCCUUUCUCAAAACCUAACUGUGUCUGUAAAAAGUCUGUAAGGUCUUUGUUUGCCUAAAUUCUCACUGAGCCCAAAGCAAGGGCUCCUCCCUCUAUGGUAAACCAUGUUUUGUCACUAUUUCUGAUUUCUUUUGUAUAAGAUAAAAUAAACCAGUGUUAAUCAAAACACAGU